CGAGCCAGCCAGGGUAAGUGGCGCGUGAGCCUUCAAGACCCCCAGUAGAAGCUGUGUGAUCCACGGAGACACAGUGACAGGAGCUUGCUCGCGCUACCAGCUAGCGUCCUGCACACCAUGAACGCAUCGCGCACUGCGAGCUUGUUUGUGCUUUUCUCCAGCCUCGAUUUCUCUCCUUCGAGGAUUGUGCCAGUGACAGUGAAAAGAUACUAUGCUAUAAGUGUUAUGGUACUAUAGCACCUGUAUAGACAUCGUGUUAUGAUGCACAGUAGCAGCAGAGAAACCACAGCAGAGUAGAGGAUUAGUAAGCAGUUAUUACACCUGCUUUUUAGUAGAAAGAGAAACCUUAGUGCUCUCCAGUCAUUAUAGAAACACUUCUAUUUGCUUUCGAUAGUGAAGUCGAAACACCAUAAAAAAGGAGUACCCUACGUCCAAAACACAGAACAAAGGUGGUGUAAACACUCGUGGGCCAAAAAAAAGAUCUCAGGAGUCACAGAGAAGAUCAGACCCGGAGGAAAAACACGCAAUAAGAAGCCUGAAGAAAUCUCAUCGGGGCAGGAAAGCCCUGGUUCUGAAUGCCUGAUUGGUCUAUAUCGGUUGAGUUUGAAGAGACUCAGGAGUGCAUCACCUGCACCGCUAACAUGGUUCUCCACGCUGUCAACGAGGACGACGAGAACCUUCGCGAGAAGGUUAUGAAGAAGAAGUAUUAUUGCAAGAACAACAAGAGGAAGAAGCAGCAACCCUUUUCUGACCUGGGUGUGUUCAAGUUCACCGACUAUGACUGCAUUGGUUUUGACCUCGACAACACCAUCUGCAGGUACAAAGUCGGGGAAAUCAUGAGACUCGAAUACAGCCUCAUUGCUGAUUACAUGGUCAACCGAUACGGUUACGAGCCCGAGCUACUCUUGCCCCUUGAUGAUGACAUCGACUUCCUGCACAAGGGAAUCAUCCUCGACAUCAAGCGAGGAAACUUUCUCAAGUGCUCAGACAGCGGACGCAUCAUUCGCGCGACCCAUGGUACGCGCCCUAUGACAAGGGACGAGAUUGUGGAGGUUUAUGGAAAGGACAGGAUUUGGGAACCAGUCAUUGAAUUCUCGAGGACUCUCUAUGAUCACCCAGUUAAUGGCGAGGUCCCGGUUCUUCGCUCCUUCAAGGAUUACUUCGACCUCCCUGCGGCCGUGGCUUGCGCAAGGGCCAUUGAUGCGCAGGACAACGCUGAAGGAGGUCCUUUUGAUGAGUACGAUAUUUGGCCUGAUGUCCACGUGGCCAUGUGCAACAUGUAUCGUCGGGAACAUUUCCGCAAUGACCUCGGCGGUUUCUUCCCUGAAUUAAAGACCAACCCAGAAAAAUACAUCUAUGAAGCCAGUGAGAGACUCAAGAAGUGGCUUCGGGCCAUCAAUGACCACACAUUCACCUUCCUCAUUUCCGGCUCAAGUAUUGACUACGCUUCCCACAUCGCGCGCUUUGUACUCGGGCCUGACUGGCGUGACUACUUCGAUACGGUGGUCUGCACGGCCAAGAAGCCCGGGUUCUUCACCGCCAAAAGGCCUUUCAAAUUCCUCAUUGGUCCCGAUGACGGCGACGAGGUGCCGCCCCACAAGCUCCGCAUCGACGAGACCUACUCUGGGGGCAACUGGGAAGACCUGCUGACGCUGGUCAAGCAAGAGAGUGGUGUCGAGAACCCCCACUGUCUCUACGUCGGAGAUCAUCUGGCGCAGGACGUCCUGACUCCUUCCCUUGUGGAUAUCGACACUGUCGCGAUCGUCGAAGAGUUGGCGGCCGAGGGGAUGAUCGGGGACUCCUUGGAGCAUGACGCAGGAAGCGACCUCAUGAGCAUGUACUGGGGAUCCUUCUUUACAACUGACGGCAACAGGGACGUCAUGGGAAUCGACAGGAUAAACACCCUUUAUGGCAGCGUCCCCGUCAGGCAUUCCCGCAUCGCCAUCCCGUCGCUGGAGGUCGUGGCAAGACACCCCAUUAGGCACCAGUAUGAAGCCUUCAGCCAGGACACAUCUGGCUUCUUCCCGGGAGAUCCUGUCAUCCUGCACUUCUAAGUCAAGCUGUGUUGUCAUCCACAUGAAGAAAAAUAGAGGAGAAAAAAAUAAUAACAAGGCGGGCCUCUUGUGAAACCAGAGCGAACCAUCAAGCUGCGUUUGGCAAGGUUCCAGUUGAUCGUUUAUGCAAUCGGAAGCUUUUCGUGAUGGCGGAUGGCAGAAUUAGUUAAUCGGUUCAAUCAUUUAGUCUUAAGUGAAUGUACUGUUGUAGUUUGGUUUUACUAUAAAUAGGAUUAGAGAAUGGGCUUCAUGUCAAAUCAAGACAGAAGAGAAAAUGGGUGACAAGGAAGACUUAUUAUUUUGCUUUGUUUCUUUAUAAUGGAGAAAGAUUGUAAUAACUCACUGGUAUCCAGAUUAUGAAAAAAACAAGACUUUAUGUAUGUCAUAUAGAUUUAUAUACAAGUACUUGUAGUAAAUGAUAAAUUUUACUUAUCAUGUAUUCUGUUUGUAAAAGCUUGGUUAUGUUAACCGCAACAGGGCUAGUAUAUAUUAUACUGGAUUCUUGUAUUUGACUAUCAUUGAAGUGCAGACAACAAACCCUUCGUCAAUACCCAAGUAAAAUGGAUAUUAGGCGCUGUUUAUACCCUGCAUUGCCCAUAUACAGUAUAAAUGUUGAUUACGUCUGCUUAGAGACCAGUUUCCUGAGUAGGUAUUUUAGAUAAAGCGCGUACUUCAGAUUUAUAAGUAGCAAAUGUAAUCUCAAAAUCAGAAUAGUUAUCUGCAUCAUUGGUGAAUUUUACCUCAUGCAACUGGUGUCAGCAAUUAUAAUAGCUGCAACUUUGGACUUGUUAGAAUAGACAGUGUAUUUCAUUUCUUGAUGCCUGAUCUCUUUUAACUCCAAAUAAGCUAAGUUGUUUCCGUUAAGGUGCAGUCACACGAAAUGUUCCUCCUACAAGAAAUAAUAGGAUCGUCCAUAUUGACAUGACUAUAGAAAUAAUUGAGUUAUGGAUGCUUUCUUGCAUGGAGAAACACGUGUACAACGUCACUUUUAGAUUAAGUUAUAAUGCUCGACAAAUGUACCGAGAGCAUGUUGAAAAGAUAACAGAGUGCUGUAUAUAUUUUCAACGAUAGACGACACUUCGUAACCCACGCUACGGAAGUUCCUCGAAGACCUGGUGAUCUUGAGUACUUCUCGGCGUUGGUCAUCUCCGUCUGUUUCUUCUGGAUCAGUUGCGUCUUCCUAACUCCUCGCGACCUGUCGCUUAGGCAGGCCCCCACGUCCGUCUGUGAUCUCUAUAUUUAAUAUUCCCGUACAGUGAUGUUUUAUAGUGUCACUCUGUCACGUCCAGUCACAAUGUCAGACCUUACUGCUCACUUUAUUACCUCAUGUCAUAAGAAUUACACAUUAUAGAAACUCAGUAGUGGCAAUUAUUGCAUUCUGUAAGACAUGUAUCCCUUUCAUCAUUAUUUUACAUUUUUGUAUUUCAUCUGUUUGUGUAUGUGAUGUUACCUCUAUAGGAUUAUGUUACAUUCUGUAAUUUUGGCUGCCAUAUUCUGCCAGCCUUAGUAUGUCAUAAUCUGCUUUAUGGUGUCACAGCCUGACAUGCUUCUUGAAGAGUUUCUAUUUUUAUACAAGUAAACUUAGGUUGGUA
This is a messenger RNA of Penaeus chinensis, 3646 nucleotides long. RefSeq names its product 5'-nucleotidase domain-containing protein 1-like (gene Nt5a). The record is from RefSeq and is a predicted model, not a curated record. Gene Ontology annotation, molecular function: 5'-nucleotidase activity. The transcript has 2 exons. Lineage: Eukaryota; Metazoa; Arthropoda; Malacostraca; Decapoda; Penaeidae. The coding region runs from base 576 to 2054 and encodes 492 amino acids.